UACAGGCAUGUUGAGGCGAUGCUUGGACUUCCCUUUUUCGGUAUGUGAACCGGUCAAGUUAUCUGGUUCUGAUAGGCGUUUCUAGAGAGCGGGUAUUUAUCCCAGCCACUCUCAGGCUCUCCUUUCAAAUUAUUGAGCGUAAAGCUUUGCUCCCAGCAGAAGCCGUGAUGGUUUCCAGGCUGCCGCCAUAGUGUGUAAUCGAAGCAGCAGCCGAAAAAGAUAGCGUAUGUCGCCGUCCAGAGUCUCGAGUGUGGCACUUACCCUGCACCAGUUGGUUCAAGGUCCAACGGAAAUCCCUUUUAUAUCGGCCUGUCCACCAUACCUAAUUAGCAUAGAUCAUGUAAAGAAAGUGUCAAUACCAAUCUCUAAGAAUCUCAUAGCUUUCGGCGUAGACAUUGUAGCUCUUGAAGAUUUCCAACAUAUCUUGGAGACGCUGAGCUCCAGUGUUGUUGAUUUCUCAGUGAAAGGCCAGAACGGCUACUUGGGGGGAAGGGUUUGGCUGUGUGAUAUGGAGUCAAAGGCCUUCCAGAGGUCAACAGUUCGUUGGAUUGGCUUUGAUGUUGCCAUGGUUUGGUGAAAUAGAGGGUAAGGAAGAAGAGUUGAGGGGUGAAAAGAAAGAAAUAAGCCAGUCAUCCAUAUCAAAUAACUAUCUAAAUGUCCUCUUAGAGCUACU
Molecule: messenger RNA, 673 nt
Organism: Aspergillus wentii DTO 134E9
Lineage: Eukaryota; Fungi; Ascomycota; Eurotiomycetes; Eurotiales; Aspergillaceae
Exons: 1
Coding region: 227-577 (116 amino acids)
Source: RefSeq, a predicted model, not a curated record